AUGGGUGUGCAGGACUUUGUUCCACCCCUGCAGCAAAACACACCAGAUACCCUUCCCCUCCUCCUAGAUGUGAGUUAGUGGUGACUGUACUUUGUCUACACAACGUGCACAUGUUGCACACGGUGACUAUAUGUUGUGGGCUGCUGGCACAUCUAGGAGGAGAGAGGGAGAGAGGCUAUUUGAAGAAUCUGAAUUAUAAAAUAUAUUUUCAUUUAACACUUUUUUUUUUGGGCUACUACAUGAUUCCCUAUGGUAGUGUGUAUAUACAAUUAUUACAACAUUAUCAUUGUGUAGCUUCUUCAUCCUCCUUCCUUCCUCUCUCUCCUUCCAACAGUGCCUGCUCAUAACUCUCCUCAACAUGAACUCUGUCUGUCUGUCUGUCUGUCUGUCUCUGUGUGUGUGUGUGUGUGUCUGUCUGUCUGUCUCCCUGUCUGUCUCCCUGUCUGUCUGUCUGUCUGUCUGUCUGUCUGUCUGUCUGUCUCCCUCUAUCCUAAUAGCAACGUCCCCUGCAGCAGUCCCUGGCUGCCUCUCUGUGUCGUGAGUCUUAUUGGAAGUGCCUCCUCCUCACUCUCCCCAUGUACGGGUGUUUCACCACGCUGGGUUGGUGUGCCGUCUGCCGUAUCCCAGUUCUGGCCUCCGGGGAACACGUUGUUUUCUCGGCUACGUCCUCCGGCACCUUCCCUGACUUACCUCAACUGCACCUCCAGCACGACAGGUUAGUUAGUGUGUGUAUCACAUUGGCCUUAAACCUCUCUCUCUCCCACUACCCUUAACCUCUCCCACUACCCUAAACCUCUCCCACUACCCUUAACCUCUCCCACUACCCUAAACCUCUCCCACUACCCUAAACCUCUCCCACUACCCUAAACCUCUCCCACUACCCUAACCUCUCCCACUACCCUAACCCUACCCUCUCCCACUACCCUACCUCUCCCACUACCCUAAACCUCUCCCCUCCCUCACUACCCUCCACUACCUAACCUCUCCCACUAACCCUUAAACCUCUACCCUACCUCUCCCACUACCACCUCUCCCACUACCCUAACCUCCCCACCUACCCUUAAACCUCUCCCACUAACCCUACCUCUCCCACUACCUCUCCCACUACCCUAAACCUCUCCCACUACCUCUCCCACUACCUCUCCCACUACCCUACUCUCCCACUACCCUACCUCUCCCCACACCUAAACCUCUCCCACUACCCUAACCUCUCCCACUACACCUCUCCCACUACCCUAACCUCUCCCACUACCCUAAACCUCUCCACUACCUCUACCUCUCCCACUACCCCUAUCAAACCUCUCCCACUACCCUUAACCUCUCCCCUACCCUAAACCUCUCCCACUACCCUAAACCUCUCCACUACCCUAACCCUCCCACUACAACCUCUCCCACUACCCUAACCUCUCCCACUACCCUAACCUCUCCCACUACCCUAAACCUCUCCCACUACCCUUAACCUCUCCCACUACCCUUAACCUCUCCCACUACCCUAAACCUCUCCCACUACCUCUCCCACUACCCUAAACCUCUCUCCCACUACCACCUCUCCCACUACCCUUAACCUCUCCCACACCCUAACCUCUCCCACUACCCUUAACCUCUACCCACUAACCCUUACUCCUACCUCUCCCACUACCCUAAACCUCUCCCACUACCCUAACCUCUCCCUACCUUAACCACUCUUACUUCCACUACCCUUAUCUCCUAACCAACCUCCGUCUACCUUACCUCUUCAUACUACCUUAACCUCUCCACACUAACCUUUAAACUCCUCUAACUCCUUAUAAACGUCUCCACUAACCCUUAACAUACGUCAACACUUAACACACAGGACAUCCUUAAUAAUACAUCCUUUCUAGUUUACAUGCCUUAUAAGGUACUUUCAAGUUACCAUUUAUCUUCUAAUUAAGUUCAUACUUUAUUGGUUACGCUUUAAGUGUUAUGCAAUUUAAUCACUUUAAAUGUACAUGCCUUUAAAUAGGUUAACCUUAAAUAGGUUAAUUAAGCACCUUAAAUAGGUUCAUGCACUUUAAUAAGUUACAUGCCUUUAGGUUAUGCCUAUAUUCAUCUUUAAUAGUUAUGCUUUAUAGGUUCAAUGCUUAAUGUUGAAUGCACUUUAAAUAAGGUUACAUGCACUUUAAAUAAGGUUACAUGCACUUUAAAUAAGGUUAAAUGCACUUUAAAUAAGGUUACAUGCACUUUAAAUAAGGUUACAUGCACUUUAAAUAAGGUUACAUGCACUUUAAAUAAGGUUAAAUGCACUUUAAAUAGGUUACCACUUUAAAAAAGUACAUGCAUUUAAUAAGGUUACAUGCAUUUUUAAAAAGGGUUUAAAUGCACUUUAAAUGGGUUUACAUCCUUUAAAUAAGGUUAAAUGCAUUUUAAAAGGUUAAGCAUUUAAAAGGUUAAAUGCACUUUAAAUAAGGUUAAUGCAUUUAAAUAAGUACAUGCCUUUAAAAAAGGGUUUAAAACAUGCACUUUAAAUAAGGUUACUGCCUUAAAAUAAGGUUAAAUGCACUUUAAAUAAGGUUUACAUGCAUUUUUAAAUAAGGUUAAAUGCACUUUAAAUAAGGUUAAAUGCACUUUAAAUAAGGUUACAUGCACUUUAAAUAAGGUUACAUGCCUUUAAAUAGGUUACAUCAUUUUAAAAUAAGGUUACAUGCACUUUAAAUAAGGUUACAUGCACUUUAAAUAUAAUGCAUUAAUAAGGUUCAUCACUUAAUAAGUUAAUGCACUUUAAAUAAGGUUACAUGCACUUUAAAUAAGGUUACAUGCACUUUAAAUAAGGUUACAUGCACUUUAAAUAAGGUUAAAUGCAAAGUUUGACUGUGUUUGUAUCUCCCUCCCUGCCAGCCUGUGUUCCAGUGGCUAUCUGUACAUCCCUAACCCAAGUGUUUAAAUAAAGUUUGACUGUGUUUGUAUGAACAUCACCUUUCUCUCUCUUCUCCUCCUCUCUCCCCCCUCCUCCCCCCCCCCCUCCUCUCUCCCCCCAUCAUCUCCCCCCCCCCCCCUAUCUCCCCCCCAUCCUCUCCCCCCCCCUCCCUCUCUCCUAUCUUCCCCCCCCUCCUCUCUCCUAUCUUUCCCCCCCUCCUCUCUCCCCUCUCUCCCUCCCCCCUCCCUCUCUCUCUCCUCCCCCCCCUCCCCUCCUCCCCUCUCUCCCUCCUCCCCCCCCCUCCCCUCUCUCCCUCCUCCCCCCUCCCCCUCUCUCCCUCCUCCCCCCUCCCCUCUCUCCCUCCUCCCCCUCCUCUCUCUCCCUCCCUCUCCCCUCCCUCUCUCCCUCCCGCUCUCUCCUCCCCCCUCUCUCCCUCUCUCCCCCCCCCUCCUCCCUCUCCCUCCUCCCUCUCCUCUGUCUCUCCCUCCUCUCCCUCCUCUUCUCUCCUCCCCCUCCCCCAUCCUCUCUCUUUCCCCCAUCCUCUCUCUUCCUCCUCUCCCCUCCCCCCCUCCCCCCCUCCCCUCCCCUCCCCCCCCUCCCCCCCCUCCCCUCCCCUCCUCUCCCUCCCCCCUCCCCUCCCCCCCCCCCCUCCCCCCUCUUCUCUCUUCCCCCCCUCCUCCUCCCUCCCCCUCCCCCCUCCCCCCCCCCCUCCCCCCCCCUCCCCCCCUCCCCCCCCCCCCCCCCCCCCCUCCUAACAGCCCAUGUUCCAGUGGUUCUGUGUAUAUCCCUCUAGCCUUCCUAUCUAUGCUGUACAUGGUGUAUCUGGUGGAAUGCUGGUACUGUUACUCCAAGACCGCCAUUUUGGCUCACGCAGAGACGGCAGAGGUAUGCAACUGACUUCUGUUUUGGUUGGGACUCUUAUUGUGAGUCCCUGUCUGUCGUUGUUCUGUCUGUCGUUGUUCUGUCUGUCGCUGUUCUGUCUGUUUGUUCUGUCUGUCGUUGUUCUGUCUGUCGUUGUUCUGUCUGUCGUUGUUCCUCUCCUUUCUGUCUUCUCCCGUUGUUCUGCUCCUUCGUUGUUCCGCCUCCUCGUCGUUCACUCCCUGUCUUUCAUUUGGGCGCUCUAAUGUCCUUUAGCCACUACGCCCCAGUCCUGGUCACUUCUUCGUUGUUCCCGUCGUCUCCGUCCCCAGGCCUCCCAGCUACCCCCCCCCGUUCUGGUGGAAGCCUCUCCUUGCACGCGACCUGCUCGUUGCCUCCCCCCCUUCCCACCUCCAACGCCAGCCAGUUCCACGUGUUCUGGUAAUCGCCUCAGCUUCCUAGCUACCGAGGUGAAUGUGGACAUGCUGACGUUACUCCAAUACCGCCAUUUUGGUCACGCAAACCACAGAUCAGUAUGACUGUCCAUUGGGGGGGACAGUUUUGAUGAAGAACAAGAGAGAGUUGGGUAACUAUCGUGGUGUCCAGUGUAUGAACGGUCACACGCUCCAACAGGCACCCCUGUAUGGUGGAAGUGCCAUUCAGUUAUCACUACGUCAGACGGACCAGACAGGUGACCAGGUAUCGCAACGGAGACGCUUAUACCACUACACAGGUGAGGACACACACACACACACACAGGUGAGGACACACACACACACACAGGUGAGGACACACACACACACACACACAGGUGAGCAUGAAGGAAACUUGAGGCAGGGCCCUAAAAGUAGAGGGCAAAAUGUUACGACAAUAUUGCAACUCAGUUGCAAUUUCAGCUUAACAUUUUUAAGUUGCACUAUAUAGAAAUCAAUCAUUUCCUGGUUGCUAAAACUCUAAUAGUUUACCUAAUUUCAGUUUAUGUGACAAAACAAGCUAGCGUAGUGUAGAGAAUCACUGUACCAUCUAAACUGCUGUGAAAUAUAUUUUCCAUAACCAAAAAUAUUAUAUUUUCAGCUGUUUGAAGCUGGUGUACAAAACCGAAAGUAAAAGACGCAAAAAUUAAACGUAAGAACGGGAAGCAUAGAAAUAGCGCACAUAGAACAGAUCUACAGCUUCUUAGACUUGCUUUCAGGUAGAUGACAGAUCUAUAACGCACAUUUCUAUGUGGAUUUGGUCGGGUUGUCCAAAAUGUUACAUAUUGCCACUAAGUAAAAAAUUCCUUAUUUGUAAAAAGAAAAUGUCCUUAUAGUUACUCUGUAUUAAAAUGCUACAGCAUUACUAUAAAACAAUAAACAAUACAACCCCCCCCACCCACAGGUCUACCAUGAGAGGGUGAACACCCACGCCUCCAGCUCCGAGUUCGACUACGGUCGCCACGGGGUUAAAGAUAUCUCCAAGUUGCUCCAGGGACUUCAAGAGCACCCGGCUGUCAGGCUACGCUUCACCAAGUGUUUCAGGUUCACACACACACACACACACACACACACACACACACACACACACACACACACACACACACACACACACACAUACACACACAUUUGGAAUUCUAGAUGUUCAGUUACAAAGUAUUGUUGAAAAUCCAGAAAGAAAAAUAUUUUACUGUAAAAGCGCUAUAUAUAAAUCGAAUCAGUAAAUUAAUCAAAAUAUUAAUCAAUUGUUCCUCGGUUUCAGUUUCGCCAGCGCCCGUGCGGAGGCUGCAUACCUCACCCAGCGAGCACGCUUCUUCGGAGACAACGAGGGUCUGGACGAUUACAUGGAAGCUCGGGAGGGGAUGCACCUAAAGAACGUCGAUUUCAAGGAGCAUAUUCUGGCGUUCCCAGACCAGACCCGGCAACCGUGGUAUUCCCGACACCGGGUCUUCUGGCUAGCCUCAGCGUUCCUCCUAUCCUGGCCGCUCCGGGUCGUGUCUGAGUACCGCACGGCGUACGUACACUACCACGUGGAGAAGCUCUUCGGAGAGGAGACGAUCCGAGAGGACGGAGGAAGGGAUGGAGUGACGGAAAACGGAGGAAUGACAGGAGAGAGGAGUGUCAGCGGCGGGUCGAGCUACAGAGCGAUAUCGCGGGUGAACACCGUGGACAUGACUGAGCUGGAGUGGCAUAUUCGCUGUAAUCAACAAAUGGUUCCUUCAUAUUCCGAAGCUCUUCUCAUGGACUUGGAGAGAGAGAGUAAUGGAGGAGUUAGUGGAACAGGAGGAACUAACACCACCACCUCCUCCACACCCGGAGCUCCAGGCUCAGACCCCAUCCAGGGGGGCUUCCCAGCCGGCAUGGCCCACCCAGUGGCCUUCUCCACGGCUUACCUCCUCCAGAGCUGUCCCCGGUGCCGGAGAACUAGGUCAAGCUCCAGCCUGCCCGCCAGGCUAAGGGCCCCGACGGGGAAUCAAGCACUGCUGAACGGCACCGCGGCUGGGAUGAGGGCGAACGGCGUAGGGGUUGGGGGAGGAGGAGGUGGGAGGUUAGUGUUGAGUCGUAGUGGGUUCUCUCUAGGGACACGGCCGAGACCGGCGAGUCUAUUUCACUCUCGUAGUAUGGGGGGAGGAGGACGGGGGGAGGACGGAGGAGGGGGAGGGUUUCUGAGGUUAGGGUCCCGGCAGGGUCAGGAUGAUGAGGAGAGUAGAGGAGUGCUGGAAGGAGAGGGGGAUGAAGAAGAGGCUGAGGUGGAGGGAGAGAGGGAUGAGGAAGCAGAACAGGAGGGAGGAGGAGAGGUGGAUGAGGGGAUGAGGGAGGGAGAGAGGGAUAGACCUCCGUCUUAUCACGAUGCCUUUUUCUUCCCAGUGUUAAUCGUACACGGAGAGGAGAGCUGCCACGGUGGAGAUGACGUGAUGGACAGAAUAAUAAACUAA
Molecule: messenger RNA, 6641 nt
Organism: Coregonus sp. 'balchen'
Lineage: Eukaryota; Metazoa; Chordata; Actinopteri; Salmoniformes; Salmonidae
Source: the annotation of a GenBank genome assembly